Acanthosepion pharaonis is the source of this 486-nucleotide messenger RNA. The record is from the annotation of a GenBank genome assembly. Lineage: Eukaryota; Metazoa; Mollusca; Cephalopoda; Sepiida; Sepiidae.
AUGACUUGUGAUCGACCUGCACAGAUCCUGGCGAAUGCCUUGCAUCUCCCUUUCCCGCUCGCGCUCUCUCUCUCUCUCUCUCUCUAUCUAUCUAUCUAUCUAUCUUUUGUUUUCUGCGUUAUUCAGACGCCUGGAACUAUGUCUUCUGCUUCUUUCUGCUUUUUCUUUCUCUGCCUUGAUUCAACUUUCUCUGCUUAUUCAUAUCAAACAGCGAUUUCUCAGUUUGUAAGCCUCUCCCUUUUCUAUUGGUCUGUGCAUAUCUAUCUAUCUAUCUAUCUAUCUAUCUAUCUAUCUAUCAAAAGCUUUCUCUUCCGUUUCCGUUCCAAUCUCAAACUUGCAGUAGACUCCAUUUAUGGUCAAGGUGCCCAUUCAUUAUCAUAUGAUGAUUGCUAUAUUCACACUUUAUUUCUAUCUAUCUAUCUAUCUAUCUAUCUAUCUAUCUAUCUAUCAAAAAAAAAAACACUUACGCGACCUUGUGGGCGAUGA